UAGGCCAAGUCAGGGUUAGGUUAAGUUACAGUUACGGUUCACAGUUAGAGGAAGUCAAGAAGAACAUCUCCGAUUCCGGAGAGGGAACAUUCCACUCGAAGCGGGAUGGUCAAGAGCAACCCAGGACUAUCAGCAUUGAGACGAGCAGUAUUCCAGAACCUGAACGCCCCACUCCGACGAUACCAAGCCCUAGUUAUAGGCCGACCAGGACUACCAGCAAGCAUCUUCGACAAGCCGACUUACCCCUCCAGGACACCAUACCGAUCUCUGACUAACACCAGGCCUCUUUCGAAUACCAUGUCGGCUCCAAUCUCGUUGAACACUAUCAAUGGUACCCCCGGCGCUCCCGAAGCUAUAGGCCCUUAUUCCCAGGCCGUGGUGACCUCUAAUGGACUCAUUUACUCCAGUGGCUCGAUCCCCUUGGAUCCUAGUACUAUGAAGGUCAUUCAUCCGACCGAUGUUGAGCUACAAACUGAACAAUGUCUUAAAAACCUAUCCAAAGUGUUAGAACAAGCCGGUGGAUCGAUCCAAUCGGUGAUCAAAGUGACCGUGUUCAUCAAAGACAUGGCCCAAUUCUCGAAGAUCAACGAGGUAUAUGCGAAGUUUUUCAAGGACCAUAAGCCUGCUCGAAGUUGUGUUGAGGUCGCUCGACUUCCGUUGGACGUCUUGGUCGAGAUCGAAGCGGUUGCUGCCAAACUCUAAAAGAGGACUCCUGCUGGGAUCAUCGAUCAUCGCAUGAAAAAAAGGGACACCGUCCGAAGCCGUAUACCCGCCAGGGUGUCAAGGCCUCUAUUCCCAGAGCAUCCAUGAUGAUCAGCUUCCAACGUCUGCUUUGUACUUACUCUCUUGCAAUAUAUACGAUCGGUCACGUCAUCCAACCAACAGCUUACUAACGCUCGAAAAAAUCAAUAAGAGCACUAGAUGCCAAUAGCUUUGGCUUGAUACUCUCAAUAAUCGUCUAGUUUAUCUAGUCAUCGGAUUUUGUUUCAUGUUGAACAACUUCUUGAGCUGAG
Messenger RNA from Puccinia graminis f. sp. tritici CRL 75-36-700-3, 1013 nucleotides. RefSeq names its product TdcF protein. Gene Ontology annotation, cellular component: mitochondrion; cytosol. Bases 106 to 702 code for a protein of 198 amino acids. The transcript has 4 exons. Gene Ontology annotation, molecular function: deaminase activity. Lineage: Eukaryota; Fungi; Basidiomycota; Pucciniomycetes; Pucciniales; Pucciniaceae. The record is from RefSeq and is a predicted model, not a curated record.